GGACGAAGCGCCAUAGCCACGGUAGCCCUGGCGACAAGAACCCAGCAACGAGAAUCAACAACAACAACAACCGAAUCGGCCAUAAAAAUAAAAGAAGACAUUUUACCGGUGGGAAAUACACACGUGGAUACAGAGGGUGACUCCCAGCUCCUGUAAUGGCCACCUCAGGCUACGUAGGUGAGAUCCAGCCAGCAACCCAAUCCCAGGGGGCCGUAGUUACCAUCACACCGAUGCAACCUGACGCCAGUUCUACCCCUGCAACCUCCCCGCAGUUUCUGGCUGAGAUUCAGACCGCUGUGGCUACUCCCACUGUUGUCACACAAACGGGCCAAACUACUCCCACUGAUCAAGCCCCCUCCAUCAGCUCUCCGGAGCCUGCAGAUGGUCAGGCCCAGUCCACCGCACAAGCCCAGCCUCCUCAGACACAAUACGUGACCGCAGAGAUCCAGGGCUCCCCCUCACAGUCUGGAAAUGCUCAAAGCACUCCUCAAUACAUCGUUGUUACAGUCACAGAGGGCUCCCUUCACUCCUGUGACAGCAUGUCGGACUCUAGCCCCCCUCCAACUGUGGUGCAAACAGGAGUUCCCACACAGGUUGUUCAGCAGGUUCAGACGGCCCAACAGCGAUCUGUGGUGCAGGCCACUUCUCAGAUAACCAAGACUGAACCUGGCACACAGCUCAGUGUCACCAGCCUGCAGCCUGUUCAUAUCGGCCAGGAGGUUCAGCAGCAGCUCACACCAGUGCCCGUGCAGCAUGUUUAUGCCAAUCAAGUGCAGUAUGUGGAAGGAGGAGAGACCAACUACACAACAAGCACUAUCCGGUCGAGCGCCUUUCCCUACACUGACACCCCGCUGUACACCCAGACCACUGCUGCCCAGUAUUAUGACGGUCAGCCAGCGUCUGUCUCACAGGCCUCCACCACUGGCACACCACUAACCGUCUCUGUGACUGCUGGCACAACGGGGGGGGUGUCCAUGUUUGUUACCCAGCCCACCAGUACAGCAGGGGGAGGGGCCACCGUGGUGACCACAGGCGGCACUACCAAUGGGGCAGGGGAAGGGGCAGGAACCAAUGGUGGCGCAGCAGGCAGCUAUGUGAUCCAGGGGGGUUACAUGCUGGGCAGCAGCAGCACGGGGACAGCUGGCAACAGUCAGAGCUACUCACACACCGCCCGCGCCUCUCCAGCCACUGUGAGUAUUACAGAGGGCGAGGAGAGUAGCGUUCCGUCGGCAGACAAGAAGGUACAGUGGUUGCUGGACAACUAUGAGACAGCUGAAGGAGUGAGUCUGCCACGAUCCACGCUCUACUGCCACUAUCUGCUGCACUGCCAGGAGCAGAAACUGGAGCCUGUCAAUGCUGCCUCCUUCGGGAAACUCAUUAGAUCUGUGUUCAUGGGGCUGCGCACACGACGCCUGGGCACGCGGGGUAAUUCCAAAUACCACUACUAUGGGCUGAGGAUCAAGGCAGGGUCUUCUCUUCUUCGUCUGAUGGAAGAUCAGCAACAUCUGGCCAUGAGGCAGCAGCCCUUCUCACAGAAACAAAGGUUGAAACCCGUGCAUAAAGUAGAGGGAAUGACUAACGGCACUGCGGCAGGAGCAGGCCAGCAGCAGCAACAGCAGGGAUCCGGGCAGGUGGACAUCAGCACCCAGGUUCAGCAGUACCAGCAGUUCCUAGAUGCAUCCCGAGCUCUCCCAGAGUUCCCAGACAUCGACCUCCAGGGGAAGUCUCUGCCGGAGGGAAUUGAGCUGGAGCACAUCAAGAGCUUUCAGCUGCUGUACAGAGAGCACUGUGAGGCUAUACUUGAUGUGAUGGUCAACCUGCAGUUCACCCUGGUGGAAACUCUGUGGAAAACCUUCUGGAGGUUCAGCCAGAGUCAGGCGGGAGAUGCCACGUUGGCUGUUCAUGACGAGUCUGAGAAGCGGCUGCCUAAGUCCUGCCUGGUGAUGCUGUGUAAGUAUGAUCCGGUGCUGCGCUGGAGCCGGGACUGUGACAAUAGCCUGUACCAGGCCCUGGUGGAGAUCCUCAUCCCUGAUGUCCUCAGGCCCAUCCCCAGUGCCUUAACUCAAGCCAUUCGCAACUUUGCCAAGAGCCUGGAGAGCUGGCUUACCAAUGCCAUGAUGAACAUCCCGGAAGAAAUGGUCCGCAUCAAGGUCACAUCAGCCAACGCAUUUGCCCAGACACUGCGUCGCUAUACCAGCCUGAACCACCUCGCCCAGGCGGCCCGCGCUGUCCUGCAGAACACGGCCCAGAUCAACCAGAUGCUCUCCGACCUCAACCGCGUCGACUUUGCUAACGUCCAGGAGCAGGCUUCAUGGGUUUGCCGGUGUGAAGACCGCGUGGUGCAGCGGCUGGAGCAGGACUUCAAGCUGACCCUGCAGCAGCAGAACUCCCUGGAGCAGUGGGCAGCGUGGCUGGACAGUGUGGUCUCGCAGGUCCUGAAGCCCUACCAGCAGAGCCCGGCCUUCCCCAAAGCCGCCAAGCUCUUCCUGCUCAAGUGGUCCUUUUACAGCUCCAUGGUGAUCAGGGACCUGACCCUGAGGAGCGCAGCCAGUUUCGGUUCGUUUCACCUGAUCCGCCUGCUGUACGAUGAGUACAUGUACUACCUGAUAGAGCACAGAGUUGCCCAGGCUAAGGGAGAGACCCCCAUUGCCGUCAUGGGAGAGUUUGCCAGUUUAGGCCGGGGGCUCAACCAGCUGGAUCCUGACAAAGAAGAGGAAGAGGAGGAGGAGGAGGAGAGUGAUGAUGAAGGUCAGGAGCUGUCCCUUCCUUCAGACGGAGGGGUGCUAGGAGACGAGUCUCUGGAGCCGCCUGCCAAGCUGGCCCGUAUGGACCAAAGAGUCCUCUUCAGCACCGGAUCAGCUGACGACUGAGCACACACUACUAGACGUGGUCCGAUCAUAGUGAAUAUGCACACACACACACACACACGCAAACACACACACACACACGUACAUAAAACAUUUAUUUAUACACUCCUCACAUGUAUAUAGAUCUUGUAAAUGUGUGUGUGCGCACUCUCGCCGCAUUCUGUAAAUGGUUACGCGCGCGUGCGCACACACACACACACACACACACACACACACACACACACACACACACACACACACACACACACACACACACACACACACACACACACAAUCAAAUCAUUCAGUACUGCUGUUGCCUGAACGGCACAACCACCUGUUGGCACCACUGACUGGAUUCACCAUCGUUGGCACUGCAAUAGGAUGUGGCUUCAAAACCCAGCAAGCCAAUGUGAUGAAAGAUAAAGACCCUCAAAGUCUAAAAAUUAAAACGUAGCAUCUCCAAAUGAUGACUUGGUAUCUCAGAAUGAUACGAUAAAACAAUAAUUAGAAACCUUAUCGAAAUAAUGACUUUUUCUCAUUAUUUUGAGGAAGUAUGACAUUGUACUGCAACGGUUCCUAUUUUAAGAUGUGUCAUUAUUUAAAUAUACUUUGUCAUUGUUUAUGAGGUCGUACGAAUCAUUCAGAGGAAGUUACUGAUUAUGAGGAUCAUUUGUUUUUUAUCACAUUGACACAAAUGGGCUUCCAUAGACAGAAACACAGAGCAUGUGUUAACCCUCAGUUGUAUUGAUCUGUAAAAAUAAACUUCAGCCAGGCAUGUUUUCUCUCUCUCAUCGCAUCUCAACCUGUAGCCUCGCUGUCUUCUUGCUCCGAAACAUCCGCUCACCCCCCCGAUCCUCCUGAAACUGUCUAUGCCGUAUCAAAGUGGUCUUAGAAAUACUGUGAUGUGUGUGUGCGUGUGUAAAGGUAAUCUCUACAGGAGGAGGGUGCACAGCGGAUCUUAAACAGUGAAAGAUUGCUAAAUUUAAGUGUUGAAAAUGUAAUCAAAAUGGGAGAGACAGCGGGAGGUUGGGAUUUUUGAGUGUGUUUGUCUUGUUUGUGUUUAUUUAUGUUUGCGCUCUGGGGGUUGCACCGCUUCGCUGUUACUUCUGGAGGCUGACUAUGAUGAUGGUGUGUGUGUCUGGUUGUGUGAUUGUGAGUCAUGCCAGUUGUUGACUGUUUCCUCUGUAUAUAUAUAUAUUCUCUAAGGCACCAAGGUGUUGAUUUGGGAGAAGUGUGAAUAUUACCUGUUUAAUUUAAUUUUCCUGUAAAGAAAAAUACCCUUCUUGUGUUCUUGGAGUGCCUGUCGCAGCUGCUACUCACCUGUAAAGAAAAAGCUACGGCUGUGGAAUUGGGGCUCCCAUUAGUUGCUGCAAAAAAAAUCCUCUCUUUUUUAUUGAACUUCUGGUUCCACGAGAAGAGGUACUUGUAUGUGUCAUAUUUCUAUGUUUCAUCAUUCCUUUUCAUCACGUUCCUCUUUGGCCUCAUUUUCCAUUGACUUCUAAUUCUCCUGCAUUUAUUUCUCUUUUCCAUGUGUGUGCCAAACCUUUGCUUUUCACCCAUUGUUUUUAAAUGAUCCGUCUUUGUUUUAAGGAGGACUGUGCCUGAGUAAGAACGCUGAUAUAUUCUAAUAUUCUGAUGUAUAUUUAUCCACUAUUUUGAAUUUUGUUGUCACUAAGUGAACCUCUUGUGCAGUGUAUGGUGCUGUGUUGUCACACAUUGUAAGCAACCUUUGUGUGCUUUAUUGAUUUGUGAUUGUAAGUUUAGUCAUUAAUCCUCUAUCAUAUCUGAUGGCUUUUUCCACAAGGCCCUGCCUCUUUGCACAUAUCGACUAUUGUCUUGAAAACAGUUGAGUUAUCUGAAUUUUUUUUUCACUUCCUUCAAAGUCUCAAGUGUUUUUCUUUUAAUGGUGGGGUGAAGGUGUCAGAACGUCUCGUACCCCUCUGGGGUGAGAGGUGAGCUCUGCUUUCUGCACAGUCCUCCACCGACACUCAUCUCCCUCCACUGUGCUUUCAUCUCGCUGCGUUUCCGCCCGCCUGCCAACAGCUUUGUUUUGCUUCAAACAUCCAUAUUCUUAAACACUGUUCGUCAAGAUUGGUUGUCGUAAACAUGUCAUUUUUGGAUUUUUGAAUACAAUGUCUUUAAAUAGCUGCGAUGUUCAUGUUUUCGACAAACAUUGCCAGCCUCAAACCAGCACAUCAACCUUUAUAUACGGAGUCUAAUGCUACCACAGCUGAGAACAAAUCAUCUACAGCAAAUAGAAUGGCCAUUGUUUAGUCAUUUUUAUAGUGCAUUGUUUCUUAUGUACAAAACAAUUGAGAAAAAAAGAUGUUCAGUGGCAGUGUUUUAUGAAUUUGGUCUGCUAUAAGUAUGACUGUGCCUUUGGAGGUGGUAGAAUGCAAUUCAGAUGUUUUUAAUUUUAAAGAUAUAAAUUAAAGAAUUUUUAAAAUUGC
This is a messenger RNA of Eleginops maclovinus (Patagonian blennie), 5299 nucleotides long. It is a transcript of the gene rfx1a, whose product is annotated as regulatory factor X, 1a (influences HLA class II expression). The transcript has 18 exons. Gene Ontology annotation, cellular component: nucleus. The record is from RefSeq and is a predicted model, not a curated record. Gene Ontology annotation, molecular function: DNA-binding transcription factor activity, RNA polymerase II-specific; RNA polymerase II cis-regulatory region sequence-specific DNA binding. Bases 156 to 2870 code for a protein of 904 amino acids. Lineage: Eukaryota; Metazoa; Chordata; Actinopteri; Perciformes; Eleginopidae. Gene Ontology annotation, biological process: regulation of transcription by RNA polymerase II.